Molecule: messenger RNA, 708 nt
Organism: Hypoxylon fragiforme
Lineage: Eukaryota; Fungi; Ascomycota; Sordariomycetes; Xylariales; Hypoxylaceae
Exons: 1
Coding region: 43-606 (187 amino acids)
Source: RefSeq, a predicted model, not a curated record
CUCAAUCCGGCCAAGCGUACGUACCCACAGCCGCAGCUGUGAAUGGCGAAUGAUUCCUUUGAAAAAGUUGAAGAAAAAACCUCAAUUUUUUUCUUUCUCAAUACACCAAAUUAUAAAGGGUCAUUCUUUCAAAUGGCGACACACUCGUCUGCCCCGGCAUAUGUACUCGGCCUGGCCUGUUUCAGCCGAGGCUUGAUGGCCAUAUUCUCACCACGCGAUGAAUACGGCCGUGUCGGCCUGCCGCUUGAGCCUCACUAUAUAGCUAUUGCUGCUCCUCCCUCUCCUUCCUCCUCCUCCUCUUCAUCGUCAUCAUCUUCUUCUUCAGAGAGUCAGCUCCAUGGCUAUGUCGAAGAGUCCGGCGUAUCACCGCUUAUGUAUUUCAAAGGAAUACGUGAAGUCAGCUACGGCCUGGUGCUGAUGGCACUGCAGCGGCAAGGCCACGAUGACGCCGUCACGACGGUUGCAGCAGUCUUGUCACUCGCAAGGCUUGGGGACGGAUUAGUCGUCUGGAUGAGAGGAGGGAACCAGCUCAAAUGGAAGGCGUCCGGCCAUUGGAUUACGGGAGUCGGGCUUUUAGGGUGGGUGGUUUGGAGAUGGAGAAUUUAAGGAGACUUUGAACCGCUAGGGAUGGUAUAGAAUAAUAGCAUUCUUCCUACUUAGGUAACAAUCAAGCCGACAACCCAUGAUAGUUUCACCAAAGAAUCAGUC